Molecule: messenger RNA, 2931 nt
Organism: Saccharomycopsis crataegensis
Lineage: Eukaryota; Fungi; Ascomycota; Saccharomycetes; Ascoideales; Saccharomycopsidaceae
Gene: PDC2
Product: Pdc2p
Exons: 1
Coding region: 1-2931 (976 amino acids)
Cellular component (GO): nucleus
Molecular function (GO): DNA binding
Source: RefSeq, a predicted model, not a curated record
AUGAGUAUGGGAAAUAUACAGAAGAUGGGGUACACCAUUAGGCAAAAGAUUGACAUUUGUCUAAUGGCUGAAGCAAACCCCGAGAUGACCCAGGCCGACUUAGCUAAUUGGGCCAAGAAGAAGUACCACACAAUCAAGCCGCCCUCACAGACCACAAUAUCAAGAAUUCUUUCCAAGAAAAAUGAAUUGAUUGCCCUCAAAGAACACGAGUUCAAGCUUAUCAGAAGACGAAAACCUUCAAACGUGCUUCUCCGAGAAAUUUUGACCGAAUGGAUAUCGCAAUCGGUUUGGGACGGGAUACCCAUCACCAUCCCAAUAAUCCAAAACUCGGCUACCACUUUGUGGAAGAUCUUACCAGUAAAUUCAAAAGAAGGUAACGGCGAGUUUAGCCACAAAUGGUGUAACCAUUUUCUCGGCAAAAUGAAUGUGAAUUUGAGCAACUUGGAUAAUGAGUUGGUCAAACCAAGCAAAAUAUGGAAUUUGGCGACCGAAAGAUUACAAUUGAAAUCGUACUUGAAACUGUUCAAUCUAAAGGACAUUUUUGUGUUAGACGAUUUCUUUCUCUACUAUAAGCUCCCGUUGGACCAAAAGUAUGUCAAGGAUGAGUAUUACCAUGACCCUGCCAACGCCACCACCAAUGAUUCAAGGAUUCUCCAAAAUAAAAACGGGGUGACGGUUUUGUUAACCACCAACGCCGAUGGGUCCGAAAAGUUGGAACCGUUAUUAAUUGGUCAUUACCAGAAUAUGGUUUGCUUUGAAGGAAAGCCAAUCACCAAAAUUACCAAAAAAUACGAACUUAGCUACAAGACCAAUAAAAAAGCCUGGUUGACUUCGAUACAAUUGUCUGAUUGGUUAUCAACUUUGGACAAGCGAUUAUCGAUUGCCGGAAGGGAUAUCGUGUUAAUUUUGGAUGAUGCGCCAAGUCAUCGAGUGGUCAAUAUGAAGCUAGAUUUCAUCAAACUUGUGUUUGUUCAUAAUCCGAAUAUCGAUAACAAAGCCGCCCUUGUUGACACUAACUUGUUGACGUCACAAAGGCAAAGAUUUCUACCGAUGGACUUGGGGAUUUUUAGAGAAUUCAAGAUAUUGUAUCGGUUACAGCAAUAUCUAUUGUCAAUUAGUUUACAGUCAAAGUUGAGACCUCCGUCAAAGAUAUUGGAAUUGGACCAGCACUCAAUAAGUUUAGUCGACGUAAUGAUCAUGAUCAAAAAUGCCUGGUCAAACGUGUCAGUAGAGAUUAUUAGGAAUUCUUUUAUCAAUACCGAUAUCAUUGAUUUGGAAGAAUAUACAAAGCAGCAAUUCGACGGGUCGGGUGACGACAAAAUAACCAAUAUUGGUAAUCACAAAUCAUACUGGGGUGAUUCUAUCAAUGAUGCUUCGGAUAGUAAUGAUUCGGAAGGGAACACUCAUAGUGCGGCGUCUUUAUCUCAAAAUACCGCUACCGAUUUCAAGAAUUCGGAAUAUAAGUUGAUGCAAAUCAUCAAAAAGUUGAACGUUCACGAGCCGUGGGAAAUUGAUAUGCUAACCAACUUGGGAGUCGAAGAUAAAUUUUUGUCGUAUCAAACGCCAACCGAGAUGGUUGAUGCGUGUAUUGUCGAAGAAUAUGAACCAAACAAUAAUAAUACCAAAGGGUCAACUAGAAAUGGAUCUGAGAGAUCCAAGCUUUUGAAAAAAGAUUCCAAGCCUGUGGUGAAUGCCGCAGGAUUUGUCGACCAAAGACAAAUAAAUAAUCCACCUCCACCACCGCCAGCAGCAGCAGCGCAAGUGGACCCGGUACCAGAACCUCAGCCACCGGUGAAAGACAAUGAUGUUGAUGAUAUUAUGAUCAAGGACCUCAAUUUUGGGAAUUCCAAAAACGAUCCAAUAAUGGAAAGCUAUGAUAGUUAUUUGAGUAAUUGGGUACCAGAAUCCAACGACUUUAAAUUCAAUUUUGACUCGGAUCAAGGUAAUGCCGCUGAUUUUAAUUUGUUCAAUUACGGCGACGAUAAACCGGUGUUUGAUUUAGCGACUUUGGACACUGCCAAUAAUCUCUACGGUUUUAACGCUUCAAAAGAUGCGAAUUUUGGGUUUCAAGGACUCCCGUCGCAUGUUGAUCCUCCAUCGGUUUCGCUUAACCCUGCCACUGCGCCACAGUAUAACCAACAUGUUAAUAGAUACACUGCCAAUUCGUUGUACCUGGACCCGAUCAAGAAAGGUAACAUGUCGAGUAUUAUUACCAUUCCUGACAAUAGCCGGUCGUUUGGAGUGCUCUACUCGAAAAAACGGAAAGUGUCGAGUCUUGAAAAUGAUAACCCCAACCCUCCAAGUCUUUUCAGCUCUCCAAGAAACCCUGAGCUGUUGGGGAAAUCCGAUUCGUUUAAUAGUGCCAGCAACUACCCUGUGGGAGGACCAUUCAAUAAUUCCAAGAAUAGUUCGACGGUGUCGUCGCCGCAAAAUUUCCUGGAUAUCAAUAAACCGCUGUCGGAAUUGACUCCGAGAAAUCCGUUAUCGCAAAUGACCAGCCAUACCAGCUUUGGCACCACCACUACUGGGGAUUACUCGAAUAUAAAUAAUGGGACUUUGAGCAUGACUCCCCAAGGGAAAGCUAGCUUAUUGUUGGCGGUGGUGAAUGCCGCGAAUAAUGGGGAGUUUAGAUUAUCUGAGAGCUGUAUCAAUGAACUUGUGUCGCAAUUGUAUAAUCAGGUUAGUAUUGUCCAACAACAAACCGACCAGAACCCGCAAAUGAUGGGUAGUGGUGGUAAUGAUGGUAAUAUGGAUUUGAGUGGGUUAUCACAAUACCUUGCCCAGAGUUUGGAAUUGAGCGGUGGUAACCAUGCGUAUGCCAAUAGUGCUACUAGUAUUAAUAACAAUAAUAUCAAUAACAAUAAUAUCAAUAAUAAUAAUAAUAAUGGUAAUAACAUCAAUGAUAAUAGUUCAUCGGGAAUGAAUUUUUAA